Molecule: messenger RNA, 1248 nt
Organism: Triticum turgidum subsp. durum (durum wheat)
Lineage: Eukaryota; Viridiplantae; Streptophyta; Magnoliopsida; Poales; Poaceae
Source: the annotation of a GenBank genome assembly
AUGCAUGUGUUCUUCCCUGACCCUCCACCAUCUCUUCCUCCUCACGCUCGCUCCUUCCCUGCCGCGGACUCCAUGGGGAGCGCAAGCAAGCUCCGCCUCUGGUGCUCGGCGUUCGCCUGCGCGCUGGCGUUCCUCGGGGCGCACGGGGACGACGACCAUCUCGUCGACAUUACCUACGUCGAGAGCGCCGUGGCCAAGGGAGCAGUGUGCCUGGACGGGAGCCCCCCGGCGUACCAUCUCGCCCCGGGCUCCGGCUCCGGGGUGAACAGCUGGUUGGUUCAUUUCGAGGGAGGGGCGUGGUGCAACAACGCGGCGACAUGCCUGCAGCGGUCGCGCACCCCGUUGGGGUCGUCCAAGGAGAUGGCCAGGCGGGUUGCUUUCACCGGGAUCCUGAGCAACGCGUCGGAUUACAACCCUGACUUCUACAACUGGAAUAGGGUCAAGGUUCGGUACUGCGACGGCUCGUCUUUCACCGGCGACAAGGAAGAAGUUGAUCCUAGUACACAGCUACACUACAGAGGUGCGAGGGUGUGGCAAGCAGUUGUAGAAGAUCUGCUCGCCAAAGGAAUGAACACAGCUGAACAUGCUCUGAUUUCAGGAUGUUCUGCUGGUGGGCUAACUUCGAUACUGCACUGCGACAGAUUUCAUCAGCUCCUGCCAGUGGAUGCCAAUGUUAAAUGCCUUUCAGAUGCCGGUUUCUUCAUCAACGUGAAGGACAUUACCGGAGCCAACCACGUUGAGGCAUUUUUCAGUGAUGUGGGUACAACACAUGGCUCGGCAAAGAAUUUACCAUCUUCGUGCACUUCCAAGUUGCCUGCAGGCGUGUGCUUUUUUCCUCAGAACGAGGUGCAGCAGAUCCAGACGCCCCUGUUCAUCCUAAAUGCAGCAUACGACUCAUGGCAGGUACGGCACAUCCUGGUGCCCGAGGGCUCCGAUCCCGAAUGGCGAAGUUGCAGGGACGACAUAACCCAGUGCUCCGCGAAGCAGCUCGAGACGCUGCAGGGGUUCAGGGACGAUUUCCUGGCGGCGCUGGGGGCGAGCGCGUCCAGCGGAUCCAGAGGGCUGUUCGUCAACUCGUGCUUCGCGCACUGCCAGUCCGAGACGCAGGACAUCUGGUUCGCGCCCGCUUCCCCGGCGCUCGGAGACAGAAGAAUAGCGGACGCGGUUGGGGACUGGUUCUACGGCCGCAGCGGGUUCCAGAAGACGGACUGCCCCUACCCUUGUGACUCCACCUGCUACACUAAUUGA